Culex pipiens pallens (northern house mosquito) is the source of this 1891-nucleotide messenger RNA. RefSeq lists its product as uncharacterized. NCBI's taxonomy places the organism in Eukaryota, Metazoa, Arthropoda, Insecta, Diptera, Culicidae. The coding region runs from base 716 to 1186 and encodes 156 amino acids. The transcript has 2 exons. The record is from RefSeq and is a predicted model, not a curated record.
GAACGAUCCCCGCAGAGAGCGGUAAAAGCUGGCAACGACCGUGCGCGAUCCGCCAUCGAUCAGCUGCUGUUCCAGCGGGCGGACAAGAUCGAGUUCGAGUCGAAUGUGCAUACGGCCGCCCGCGAGCGAAAGGUGAGUCAACUUGGGAUCAUUGAGAUAGUUUUUGAAAGAUGUGCCUUUCUUCCACAGGAACUAAGCGUCCACUCCAUCUUCCGCAUUCCGACGACCGCCAAGCAACCGUCCCGGUCGCCGUAGGACGUUACCUCAUCGACGCAGCACGACAACGAGCAGCAGCACUACCAAGAAAAUUAGACCCGCCGCUAACAGUCGAGCAGCAGCAGCAGCUUGGCGGUUACAGGAGGUGAACGUAAAACCGAACAUUUCGGAGUUGAUGAACCCAGUGAACAUGCUCGGAACCGCAAUGAUUAAACGCCGUCCUUCGACUCGCGCUCGAUGAUGUACCAAGUGACUAGGAAGCGAGGUCGUAUCAAGGUUGGGGAAGCGCACUGCGAGAUCUUCUCCGUUGACACAGGUCACCGGUUGGUGGUGCCCUGGCAGGACAUUUGCUACUUGCCGCAGGCGCUGUGCGUCGGGCCGGCCUUGUACGUUGAUGCACGUGCGGUAACCAAGCGGUACUUUAUCCGGACGGCCAGCGUACCUGUUUGAGGCGUUUGUCGGGGACCGACUGCCGGAGGAGAGCUCCUACGAGAUUGUCAUGAAGCGGCACGACAUUUACGUCAACGGGUCGAUGGUGAAGGAGGGAUUCGCCGUGUCGAGUGGGUCCGUAUCGGUGGUCGUCGAGCGCAUCAAGGAGGACAUUCCGGAGAAAGAUGAUGAGGGGGCGGUUGUGGUUGUGAAAGUGGAGGCGGCCGAGCAAAAGUCGGUUGAGGAAGCAGGAAAUCGAACGCUGCGCAAUCAUAGUACGACUUCGGAAGGCCAGCAGCGGACCAAGUCAGUGCUGGCGGUGUCGAUUCUGUGGUUGGUCGAUCCGGGUGAGUUGACGUGGCGUUGCAGCAGCACGCGACGGGGAUCGAGCGAAUGCAGAAGGAAUUCCAGAACGUGGUGGAGGACAAGGAGCCGGGUGACAAGGCGGACUGGAAGAAGGGCGAGUACUGUUUGGUGUUACCGACGAUGGUUUCGAAGCGUCCGGUGCUUCCUGGCGUGCGUUGGUCCCAUUGGUAAUUAACAGACGUGGAGUUCUUCGGUCAUUGACGCGUUCAAGGUAACGUGCGGCAAGUUCAAGCGCUUCUCCAUCUCGCUGCACGGACCCAGCGUUCACGGCCCCCUCCCCGUCAUCAUGUAGGGCAUGACCGAGUAAAAUGUCAAGGCGUUGUCCCCGCAGAUGUACCUGUACACCAACAUCAACAACCAAGCCGGUACGUCAGUACGGCUACUUCCACCUCAAGAAGUUCAAGCCCCUGGCGGAGACGUCCUCCAUCGAAGAAGAACUCCAGCGUUACCAUCAAUCCUUUGACAAGUUCCUCGAAGAGCUGGACGUGGACAUGAAGGAGGAAAAACCUGAUCCACAGCAGCAGGAAGACGACCAUCUUUGUAGGCAAACCCGGCUACGUGGACAGCAACGGCCUCAUCUACCUGGAGCAGGAACCGGUGUUGAACGCCCUGCGUAAGGUAAUCAACGCCAAGUUCGCCGACAGCAGCGCCAUUGACAAGUUCUACUCGGACAACGAACCGUGCAUGGCCAAGUUCCACCAGGACAACAAGUUCUACCGUCCGCAAAGCCAUCAGCUGUCGCCGCGGCUGUCGCCAGUUCAUCGACUACGGCAACAUCGAAGAGGUGGAUAUUGCUGAUCUGCGCAAGAACGUCAACUGCGGCCGCGUCCCCAUCCAGAUAAACCGCUACCGCCUCACAAACGUCGCCCCAAAGAAGGCA